Molecule: messenger RNA, 1381 nt
Organism: Monodelphis domestica (gray short-tailed opossum)
Lineage: Eukaryota; Metazoa; Chordata; Mammalia; Didelphimorphia; Didelphidae
Gene: MRM2
Product: mitochondrial rRNA methyltransferase 2
Biological process (GO): RNA methylation
Cellular component (GO): mitochondrion
Molecular function (GO): rRNA (uridine-2'-O-ribose)-methyltransferase activity
Source: RefSeq, a predicted model, not a curated record
UUUCCGGCCGCGCGGUGGCAGGGGAGGGGACCACCAAGAGCAGAGCACCAGUAAUGUGGCUGCCGCGGUGUCGUCUCCAUGGCUGGAUACCAAAAGUUGACUUAUGUCUUCUUUCAAUGUCAAAGAUUUCACACUGCUAUAAGCAGGCAUAGGGGCAAAACAGCUACAGAGCAUCUCUGGCUGACAAGGCACUUGAAAGAUCCAUUUGUGAAAGCUGCAAAAGUUGAAAAUUACCGUUGCCGAAGUGCCUUCAAACUUCUGGAAAUAAAUGAGAAGCAUCAAAUUUUCCAUCCUGGGCUUCGGGUUUUAGAUUGUGGUGCUGCCCCUGGUGCAUGGAGUCAAGUAGCUGUCCAAAAAGUCAAUGCUGCAGGCACAGAUCCCAACUCUUCUGUUGGUUUUGUCCUUGGGGUGGAUCUUCUUCAUAUAUUUCCAUUGGAGGGAGCAAUUUUCCUCUGUCCUGCUGAUGUAACUGAUUCAAGGACCUUCGAUAAAAUUCAAGAGCAACUUCCUGGACAGAAAGCUGAUGUGAUUUUGAGUGACAUGGCACCCAAUGCAACUGGAAUUCGGGAACUUGAUCACCAAAAUCUCAUAAGCAUGUGCCUGUCUCUUCUGAACUUUACUUCAAGCAUAUUACUUCCAGGGGGAACAUUCCUCUGUAAAUUUUGGGAUGGAAGUCAACGACAUCUCUUACAAAAUAGGCUGGAAAAAGAAUUCCAGAAUGUCAGGACUAUAAAACCUAAAGCUAGCAGGAAAGAAUCAUCAGAGACUUAUUUUUUGGCAAAAUCAUAUCUAGGAAUCAAAAGAUCUCUGAAAGAGUAAAAAGUUACAUUUACUUUUACCAUUAGGAUUAUUGGGGUCUAUAUUAAUAAGAAGUUUGAAUCAGACCUUGAACUGUUGCUAUAUAAAUAUAAAGUAUUAUGUACUAAGCACAGAUUAGGAGAACUUUUAUUUUAUUGGAUCACAAACAAGAUUUGGAGCUGGGAGUGCUAUUAGAAAUUAUGAAGCUCAACUUCCACCUCUCAUUUUAUAGAUGCAGAAAUCGAGGCCCAUAGAGACUUCUUCAAGGUUGUAACAGAGCCAGAAUUUGAACCCAGCUUUCUCCACCUCCCUUCCUCCCAAACAUUAAUUUGUUUUCUUUAAGAGAAAGACAAAGCACCCAUAUUUCUUCAUGGCUUGUCUUUUUUGCUCUUGUCUCUUCAUGUCUUGAGUUUGUGUCUUGUCUUUUCAUGUCUUAAAUUUUUAUGAAUUUUUGUGUGGAGAAAGGUCUUUGGUAUUGAGACCAUCUAUCCUUCAGGAGGUAUAUUUUUUGUUUUAUGCUUUAAAUCUAUAUUCAUGUCAUAGCACUAAAAUGCAAUAUUAAAACAAUUUCCAAAAGAAGAAA